AUGAAAAGGUUACUUGGACUCUUCUUGUGUAUGUUUGUCAUUUCCGCUUUCUCUAUCAUUUAUUUCAAUUCCGAAACAAAUUUUGAAUCUAAAGUUACUGAUGACAAAAACAUAAACAAAUUUCAUGGUGUAUUCCAUUCUGUGUUUCUUAAAUUAAUUAAUAUAACUAGAUCCGACAGUUCACAUGAUGGUAGCAGCACCACAUACAAUCAUAAUACUAAAAAUUUAAAUAACAACAAUAAUAAUAACAAUAACAAUAAUAAUAACUAUAAAAAUGAUAAUAAUGAAGAAAAUGAUUAUCAACAACCUUCACCUACCAAAUAUGUGAAUACUCAAUCACCAACUAUGUAUCGUCCACCUACUCCAUCGACAACUCAAUCACCAACACCAACCCAAACACCAUCUCCAACACCAUCUCCAACACCAUCUCCAACACCAUCUCCAACACCAUCUCCAACACCAUCUCCAACACCAUCACCAACUCGAACACCAUCUCCAACACCAACUCAAACAACUAAACCAAUUCAACCAUCUGUUAGUGUGAAUACAAGUGACAACUCAUUGUUGAGUAUUCCACUUAGAAUUCUUGAAAUUAUUCCAUCCUCGGUUUCGAGAACUGAUUAUUAUUUGAUGUAUGAGAAGGAUCCAAUCACUAUUGUAUUUAACAGACCGGUGAUUGCACUAGGUUCCGAGUUGGAGGUAAAAUACUCACCGUUCCACUUAAAGUGUGACGGUUCUCAAGUUCCAGUCGAUGGUAACUUCCGAUGGGUUACAACCUCCAUUGCACGUUUCGACAUCAACGGAACUUGGCCAACCGAUUUGAGAUGUAGUUUUGAGGUUGAUCCAUCGAUGACUGCCUACGACGGAACACGUCUCUCGAGAACACCUGACCCCGUUUACUACAAAACCACCUCACCAAUCAUAAACAUUGAAACUGUCACAUCGAACCGUACCCUCCAAAUGACAAACAACAAGUGGAGUCCAUUCACAAGCGCCAAACAAGCCAAUGGAACAUGGUACACUUCCGGACCAGAGGUUCCACCCGAUGGAAUCAUCGUAAUUCGUAUUUCAAUCGAUUUCGAUUUAGCCAUGUUGAAAUCAAGUAUCAAAGCAAUUCGUGAAUUGAAUUCUGCACCUGUAGAAAUUGAUUUUGUUACAUGUCCAGAAACAAUAUUAUUAAUUAAAAAUCAACAACAACAAACUUUUAUAGAGAUAGAGAAUCAACAAGAGUAUUUUGUAUUUCAUUUGGUAAUCGUUUGGCAAUUGGUGAAACAUACUCUUUGGUAUUCCCACAAAAAUUCAAAAUUGAAUUCAAGAGCUGGACCACUACCAAAACAAAUUUCAAUUCGUUUCAAUGGUUUAUAUCCAUUUGUUUUCCCAUUCCAGGAACAAAAUGAUAGACAUUAUAGUAAGAGAUUAUUACUUAGACAUGGAUUGGCAACACCAUCAUCAUUACAAACAUUAAGAGCGGCAUUCUCAUUCAUUCCACCAUUGAAUUUUACCAUGGAGUUGAUCGAUGCUGCCACCCUUCAAAUUACAGCUCCAUUUGAAGUAUUAAGAAACUAUACACUAGUUGUCAAUCCAGAAGAACCAGUUUUAGAUGGCUGGGGUAUUCCAUUGGCAAGACACCAAACACUCAUCAAACAAGACAAGGGAACACACUAUAUUGUUUCGAGAACUGAAAGUACAGAGUUUUACGAAAGCAAUUCAGUCGAACAGAUCUAUACCAUUUCACAGAAUGUCGGGGAUAUCAAUUUGGAUCCAGAUUGUCGUGGAAAAUACAUGCCAUACACCGUUGCAGGUUAUCCAUUGACCAAGUAUAAUUUGGUUGCUGCACUCAAUUCCAUGCUCAGAGGAAAACUACUCAUUGACAAACCAAAACAAAUCAUCACACUCGAUAGAAAUAUUACCAACCAACCAGUAGUUGCAGCACUCAAUUCCCGUGAUCUUUGGAAACAAAGUGGUACAUUCCUCCAAGCCAUAUUAAAUUUCUACGACUAUAAUUGCAAACCAUCGUACACCAUCAAUUUCAACACUGAAACUGAAAUAAGUAUCUCUGCACGUUCGGUUGAAUCUCGUGUUAUGGUUUGGAUAACCUAUCUUGAAAAUGAUACAAAUGUAGUUGAUGCAACUGUUUAUGUUUAUGGUUAUAAUCGUACAUAUAAUCCAGAUAAUGAAGUAUUUUUAGUUGAUCAAAAGAAAACAGAUUCUCAUGGUAUUGUAUAUUUCAGUCAUGAAGGUGAAAGAAUUUCGUACUUGGUUGUAGAGUAUGGAAAUAAUAGAUUACAUCCAUUCCAAACUAGUUUUGGAUAUUCACCAAGAUCCACAUCAACUAAAUCAGAGUUGAUUACCGAUAGAAAGUUAUACAAUGCUGGUGAAACUAUACAUGUAAAAGGAUACUUGAGAGGAGAGCUCAAAGUACUCUCCGAAACCGUAUUCAGAGUUUCAGCCGAUUGGUUAGUCUCUUCAACAAUGCAUCCAUUCUACCAAAAAGUUUCAGUCGAUCCAAUUUACAAUACUUUUGACAUUGACGUAGUUAUCCCCGCCAAUACAAACCAUGGUCCAUAUUCAAUUCAUCUAACUGGAAACAGUGUAAAUGAUAUAUCAUUAAAUAAUUAUUAUUCAUCUAUUGAUAUUUUAAUUGCAGAUCCAAGAAUUCCAACUGGAAAAUUAGAUAUUUCAUAUGGUGGUACUUUUAUUCCAUUUGUUGAAGGAUCUGCUUUAAAUGUUGAUAUCAAUAUGACCACUACCAAUUAUUUGGGUGUUGGAUUAAGUAACCAAAAUGUAACAUUGACCUAUGAUUAUGUUGAGAAUUUCUAUGAUAAAGGUUACUCUAAUUUCACUAGAAGCGUUGUCAAUGUCAUUACUAAUGCAGAUGGUCGUAAUGUUGCAAGCAUCAAAUUCCAACCGGGUGUUGUUAGAGAUGGUGAUAAAUUCUCAUUCUCUGCACAAUAUUUGGAUAGUACCAGAAGUCUAGUAGAGUCCAAGGUUAUCUCACUCUACUUCCUAAAGAGUGAAUACGGUUUCAAUAUGAGAGUUGCACCAUUCAUCUCUUCCAACAUUGUUCCAGGUGUUCCACAAGGUAUUUUCGCCGAUCUCAUUCAUAUCCCAACUGGUGAACCAGUUGUAAAUACCUCGAUUACCCUCCAAAUCUCACCGUCGAAACCGAUUACCAAGAUAUCCAACUAUGAAGAAGUAAACAUGGGUCAAUACGUUGAGAAUAUCUAUCAGUUGGAGCAAUACGAGCAACAGGAGCGCAUUGAAAAUACCGAUGGUCACACUGCUUCUUUCAAACAACUCAUUAAAAAGAGAAAGUUGAACACUCAGUAUUUCUGUCAGUUUGAAUCGACCGACAGCGAUAAGACUCCACCAUGUAGUUUCACUCUCCCUCAUUCUGGACUCUAUGUUAUCACUGCUCGUGCCAGCGUAAACUCUCAGAUUGUCACCAGUGCACUCAAAGUUGGCAAUGACCAAGACUAUUGGGAGAAUAACUAUUUCGCACCACACAACCAAAUGACUUUAUACACAGACAAGUCACAAUACAUCGAAGGUGAAUCACCACAGCUAACCUAUUUCAAUCCAUUCAAACAAGGAAGAUUCAUGAUUCAAUGGGGAUGUGAUGCUCAUUUGGAUACCAAACAAAUUACCGCCACCUAUGGUAUUGGUACCAUUGAAUUGGAAAUCAAUUCAAAAUGUGCAGAUUCCUAUUUCCACAUUGAUAUGAUUGGACAUGGUUCAAGAUUGGGUUACUCUAUUCCAGCAGAGAUUAGAAUUUCCCCACAGGUCAGUCUGAGUGCACCAUCAACUUGUCAAGGUACUACAGGUACCAUUGUUACACGUCGUCCAACUCUUGGUGUAUCAAUCGAUCUUUCCAACUCCAUCGUUAAACCAAACUCUGAAACUCAAUUUAGCAUCUAUCUUCGUAAUAGAGAUGGAUCAUCCUACUCUGGUGAAGCCGAAGCAUGUAUCAUGGUGGUUGAUCAAAGAAAUUUGGAUUUGGUUCCACACCCAAUGUCCAAUGGUGAUGGAUUGAAACCAGAUACCAGUUACAUUCAAAUGUUUAUCGAUUCGAGAAUCCAAAUUGUAUGUCGCUACUUAAGUGAAUUCAAGAUCAUGUUGAAUCGUUUGAAGCAAGAUCUCUGGAUUGAAUCUGCUUAUUGGGGUAAUUUCGAUCAGAAUCCAAAGGACUCUCUUUAUUAUUCUUGGAUAACAUCGAGUGGUGGUUAUUAUUAUCCAUAUAAUCAUUUCUAUCCAUAUCCAGCACCUUUUAGUGCUACUUCUAGUUCUUCCUCUUCUGGUUCUUCCUCUACUAGUGGAUUAACUGGAUUUGCGGGUGGAUUCCCUGGUAUCCAAUUCGAUAAUGCACUGGAAGGAGCUCGUUCACCACAAGCCUCUGCUGUCCCUAAAUCCAGUGGAAACAAUGGUGGAAAUGAUGUCAUAUCUAAUGUUCGUACCAAUUUCAGAACUACUCCAUUGUUUAUUCCAAAGAUCAUUGUAAAGAAUGGUGUUGCCACUGUCAGUUUGAAACUUCCAGAUGAUUUGACUACCUUCUCUAUUCGUGCCUAUGUUAUUACCAAUUCUUCAGAGUUUACAUCACAAGAGACAUCCAUUACCAGUAGAAAGGAUCUAAAUAUUCUACCGAUUCAACCUAGAUUUGCAAGAAUUGGUGAUAUCUUUGAAUGUGGUGUUACUAUUGUCGUUGGUAAUCCAGCUGCCUCUACUUCCAACUUGCGAUUGAUUGUCAAACUUGAAGAUCCAUCGCUGGAUAUCUUGACUGGUAGCUCAAAGGAUGUAUCCAUCCCAUCUUCAAUGACAUCGGUUGAUGUUCUUUUCAAUUUCAAAGCUAUGUACAAAGGUACUUCAAAGAUGAUUUUCUACCUUUAUCGUGGAACUGAAUCAUUGGACUCUGUUGAAAUUAGUUUUGAUGUACUAGGUCGUCAACUUCCGAUCUAUAUCGGUACAAGUAUGACUAUUAGUGCCAAUACAACCAUUGCCGAAGGAAUCAAGUUGCCAUCCAGUGAACCAGGUACUGGAAGUAUGGAUAUAGUCAUUGGAGUUGGUCGUUAUCCAUCAAUCGAAGUGGAAUGUGUUCAACUUUUAUCCAUUGCAGCAGAGAGAACACCAUCCUCUAUUGAUUUACUCUCUCAACAAGUAACCUACGGUGCACUCACAUCCUAUGGCUACAACAAAACAUUGAUCAACCAAUCACAAGAAGCAUUGAAACAAAUGGUUGAUAGUAUUGAUUCUUAUAUUGGUAGAUAUUUAAAUUAUUAUCCAGAUGAAUCAAGUAACUACUAUCCAACACUAUACGCUAUUGUAUUAAAGAAUUUAAUGGAACAAUCAAAUAUCGAUGGAUGGACACUCAUUCAUAGAAAUCUUUCAGAUUGGGUCAAUUAUAUCGAUAACUAUUUGAAUGAUGAGGUAUCACAAGCUCAUCGUUUAAAUACAUCUAUCGAUAAGGAGCUGAUUGGAUAUGCAUCGAUUGGUCUUGGUUAUUAUUGGGCACCAUCAGAAGAGGAUCUAGAUGAACUCUACAGUUGGAAUGCGCUCACCGCCAACAUCACCGAUAAUUGUUCCCUCCUUUGUCAAACCUACUUUAUGAUUGCAGCGUUGAUUCGUGGUGAAUCCAACUUGCCAUUCAUCAAUAUUGUAAUUCACAAUAUCGAGAAUAAUAUCCGUAUUCAAGGUAGAACUGCUUAUGUUACCUAUGGUGCUGGUAGUAGUCAAUCCAGUUUGGAGCUGACAACCUAUGCCUCGAUUGCAUUUAUUAUGGCAAACCACCAAACCCCAAUGUUGGAGAAAAUGAUCAAUUUCAUCGGAACCGGUGGUAUUAUCCCUACAUUUGAUUUCUUUAACUACUAUCGUGGUGGACAAUCAAGUGAACAACUUGCACUCUCUAUUAUUGCCAUGACCUACUAUGACAAAUCAACUAGAUCUACCAGACCGAACCUCUCACUCCUCGCAUACCAAGACACACCAUCUCACCCAAUUCUCAGUGCCAAAUUCAAUGAAAACAACACUCAGAGCAUUGCUAGAACCAUUCAAUUCGGAGUACUCGGAGACAAUGAAGGUAAAAUACUUUUCAAUGCCAAUGGAACCGGUGAAAUUUCCGCAUCGAUCGGAAUCAACUAUGUCCCAACAACACUACCAACCAAACCAAUAUUCCACGGUUUCUAUGUAGAGAAGAUCAUUAAAGUACUGAAUCCCUCUGGAAAUACCAGUACUGUCACUGAUAACACCUUCCAAGUUGGUCAGCUCGUUCAAGUUACCAUCUCAAUCACUACACCCGAUGACAUUGGAGUUGUCUACAUAGAGGAUGGUAUCUCUGCAGGAAUCGAACCACUCGAUAACAAUAUCUACGAUUUAGCAACAACUACAAACACUUUUGAUACUAACUAUCAAAGAUUCCGUUAUUGGAUCUACAAACCAUUCUCCUAUCGUGAAACCAAACGUGAUGUUGUCAUUUUCCACGGAACCAAUAUCAUUGCUGGUAGUUACACAGUUACCUAUAACGCAGUUACAACUAUUCGUGGUAAAUUCACACUACCACCAACCAAAGUAUAUUCAUCGAAACAACCUGAAGUAUUUGGUUUAUCUGCAGGUCUCGUAUUUAAUGUUAAAUAG
Messenger RNA from Heterostelium album PN500, 6624 nucleotides. RefSeq lists its product as uncharacterized. The record is from RefSeq and is a predicted model, not a curated record. Lineage: Eukaryota; Evosea; Eumycetozoa; Acytosteliales; Acytosteliaceae. Bases 1 to 6624 code for a protein of 2207 amino acids. Gene Ontology annotation, molecular function: endopeptidase inhibitor activity. The transcript is spliced from 6 exons.